Molecule: messenger RNA, 992 nt
Organism: Amphimedon queenslandica
Lineage: Eukaryota; Metazoa; Porifera; Demospongiae; Haplosclerida; Niphatidae
Product: DNA repair protein complementing XP-A cells-like
Exons: 6
Coding region: 15-860 (281 amino acids)
Biological process (GO): nucleotide-excision repair, DNA damage recognition; nucleotide-excision repair involved in interstrand cross-link repair; base-excision repair
Cellular component (GO): nucleotide-excision repair factor 1 complex
Molecular function (GO): damaged DNA binding
Source: RefSeq, a predicted model, not a curated record
GUGUGGCCACUAUCAUGGCGGAAAAACCUUCCAACAAAGAGUGUUCUUCAAAUCUCUCUCCGUCAAAGGCUGAAGAGACUAGUACUGUCAGCAUGACUUCAGCUCAAAGGGAGAGAGCUGAGAGGAACAGGCAGAUUGCUCUUAACUUAAGAGCUAACAGAGUUCUACUGGAUAAAACAAUAACACGACAGACUGCAGACACUGGUGGGGGGUACAGUGGUCAAUUGGUGGACACUGGUGGUGGGUUUUUUCUUGAAGAGGAUAGCCAAGAGGAGGAGGAGGAGCGACCGACUAAAAUUAAGAAAGUCGUUCACGAUGAAGGUGCUGCUUUUGGUGAUGAUAGAAUAGAUUGUGGGGAAUGUUCUCAGAAAUUUUCCGUUUCAUUUCUUUGGAGCAAAUUUAAAUAUCCAGUCUGUGACAGCUGCAGGGAUCCUGAUGGAAAGCAUUCUUUAAUAACUAAAACAGAAGCAAAAGAAUUAUUUUUACUGAAAGAUUGUGAUUUUACUGAGCGAGGGGGGCCCCCUUUAAUGUACAUUGUACGUAAAAAUCCCCACAGCUCCAGGGGGGAAAUGAAACUUUACAUGAGAAGACAGGUGGAGUCAAGGUCACAUGACUUGUGGGGCGGAGCUGAAGGACUAGAGAGGGAGAGGGAGGGGAGGGAGGAGGCAAGAGAGAAGAGAAAGCAAAAGAAAUACUCGAAACAAGUUAAAGAAUUAAGGAGAUCUGUCUACUCUUCAUCAGUGAAGCAAUACAGAGCUCAUAUUCAUGUCUAUGAUACAGAAACUAAGAACCAGUCUGACGAGACUUGGACUAAAGUAUGCAAGGAAUGUGGUCACUCUGUAACAUUUGAAAAGCUAUAGAACAAGUGAGAUAUUGCCCCAGGGCACAUGUUCAUGUACGUGUGUCAGAGUAUUAUCAUAAUUUGGUUUUAUGUUACGUUUAUUGUAGCAUGUAAUGAUUUAUGAUCUAAUGUAUCUUGGAUUGUAACUCAA